Molecule: messenger RNA, 18125 nt
Organism: Orcinus orca (killer whale)
Lineage: Eukaryota; Metazoa; Chordata; Mammalia; Artiodactyla; Delphinidae
Gene: NAPG
Product: NSF attachment protein gamma
Exons: 12
Coding region: 102-980 (292 amino acids)
Biological process (GO): intracellular protein transport
Cellular component (GO): SNARE complex; vacuolar membrane
Molecular function (GO): soluble NSF attachment protein activity; syntaxin binding
Source: RefSeq, a predicted model, not a curated record
GCCCUGGUAGCGCGGCUGCGGCGCAGUACCGGCCUCCUCUUCGGCGUUCCCACGCCCAUUCGGCGGGCUCUCGGCCUCCACGUCAGGGCCGCGCCGCGGAGAUGGCGGCUCAGAAGAUAAACGAGGGGCUGGAGCACCUGGCCAAAGCAGAGAAAUGCCUGAAAACUGGUUUUUUAAAAUGGAAGCCAGAUUAUGACAGUGCCGCUUCUGAGUAUGGAAAAGCAGCUGUUGCUUUUAAAAAUGCCAAACAGUUUGAACAAGCAAAAGACGCCUGCCUGAGAGAAGCUGUCGCCCACGAGAAUAACAGGGCUCUUUUUCAUGCUGCCAAAAAGCUUCUCUUCCCCCAUCUCAUCAAGAUCUCAUCUGAGAACUUAUAUUCUCUCUGCAGAGCUUAUGAACAAGCCGGCAUGAUGCUGAAGGAGAUGCAAAAACUCCCGGAGGCUGUUCAGCUGAUUGAGAAAGCUAGCAUGAUGUACCUGGAGAACGGCACCCCGGACACAGCAGCCAUGGCCUUGGAGCGGGCUGGAAAGCUUAUAGAAAACGUGGAUCCAGAAAAGGCUGUGCAGUUAUAUCAGCAGACAGCUAAUGUGUUUGAAAAUGAAGAGCGCUUACGACAGGCAGUUGAAUUACUAGGAAAGGCCUCCAGGCUGCUGGUGCGAGGGCGCAGGUUUGAUGAGGCGGCACUCUCUAUUCAGAAAGAAAAAAAUAUUUAUAAGGAAAUUGAGAAUUAUCCAACUUGUUAUAAGAAAACAAUUGCCCAAGUCUUAGUGCAUCUGCACAGAAAUGACUACGUGGCCGCAGAGCGCUGCGUCCGGGAGAGCUACAGCAUCCCUGGCUUCAAUGGCAGUGAGGACUGCACCGCCCUGGAGCAGCUGCUCGAGGGCUACGACCAGCAGGACCAGGACCAGGUGGCCGAGGUCUGCAACUCGCCCCUGUUCAAGUACAUGGACAAUGACAUACAUCUUCAGCUAUUUACAUGAUCCCAGCCGUGCUGGACAAGAACAAUAUUUCGUCUGUUCUUGUAAGUUGUGCCUUAUGCCGGGAGUCAGUUAAGUCCCUCUGGGGGUUACUUCAAAUGCGUGGAGCUUUUUAAGGUGCCAGUCAUCCUGCUACUGUCACACUGUGCUCUCUGGCCUUGGUGAGGUGGGAGGCUUCAGCACACCUUCCAAGAGAGUAAUUCUUUCAUCGAGUUAAGUGAGAGAAAAAUACCCAGGAGGUGAGAAAACUGAAAUGGCAUUGUUUGCAUUUAUACAUAGUUGACACCUUAGUUACCAGCGGAUUUACUAAAAUUAAUCACACGUUUAUUGAGUGAGUGCUGUGUAAUGCUGGCCUGUCCUCUGGGGAAUGGGGAUCGGUAGUAGGAUUUGACACCAGGAUUUGGUGGAAGUUGGAGUAAGAGGUGGAGAGAAUGCAGGGGACGGAGGGGCUUGGGUGCAAUGCGAUUUUGGUUUCCCUCAGGACACCUUGGCGUGUUCUGAGUGGCCUUGUGGUCCCCCUGGCGUUUGUGAAGACGGGUCAGCUGGGAAAGACAACAGAAGCCGUCUCCCUCUGUCUCCCUCUGUCCCCGCCCCCAUGUUUUCAUUAGGUUGGUAUCAAGAAAAGGCUCGUCACCGACUUUAAUUUGAUACUAAAUUUAAGGACAUAAAAAAUGUCUUGAAGGAAAAAAGGACUGAGGCAAACAUCCCUUUCGAAAAAGGAGAGCAACCCUUUUCCAUUUGAGUGUUUUUUUAAAUGGUCAAGGGGCCUUUGCCCAUGGAAAGAACUUACAUGGCUUUUAAUAACAGUCAGUGGUACUGAUUAAAAUUCCCCUAAAAAAUAGCCCCACUUACAAACUAGGUGAACUAAAUCCCCUUCGAAUUUAAGGUAGAACAUUUUAAAUUAUAUUUAUAAAUCUUUUAUUUCUGAUUCUCCCAAAGCUUUCAAGAGGCCUAAAUAGGGCCGUUUUAAAACUUAGCUUUCAAAAUCUCAGUAAGCACUUAGCUAACUUGUAUACGUACAGUAAAUCUUGUGUGUAUUGUUUGUAAAUGUGAAUGAAUGUGACCUCCGCCAGGGGGCGCCUUGAUUCUCUCCCGGGCAGCAAGUCUCCGGACGUUGAGCCAGUAUUAAAUACAGAAGCGCUCAACGGAGGUGGCUCUGUUCAUUGAAGUUGGCCGGCCCCUCGUCAGGCUCUGUCACUCUGUGUUACCACCGUUAUCUAGCACCUUUCAAACCAAAUGGAUGUAACAUUGCUAAGUCCACGGAAACGUACUGUACCUUACGGAGUGGUUUCGCCCACCCUCCACACCUCACUUAGAGGGGCUGAGUGUACCCCACACCUCAGGUUUCAAGAAGCAUAUGAGUCCCUGCCCCCCAGGAUCCAGCCACGCUGUCUCGGGUGAUUGUUGGCCUCCAGGUUUCCAGGUGUCGGAAUGUCGGAGCCAAACCAUAAAGUUGAUUGAAGCUAAGCUGGGCUCGGGCUGUGAUUUCCCAGAGGUGAUAACAUGGGCAGCGUGGUGGUCGGGAGAGAAGGAGAAAUCAGAAACAGAGUUUGUUCGACCUGCCCUGUUGGCACUUGGAGCUUGUCCAUGACUCCUCCCUAGAGCCCGUCGCCAGCCCCUCUUGGGUGGGCUUCCCGCGUGGAGCAGGGCAGCGGUCUGCCCUGAAGACCUCGGCAGUGAGCACUGUCGCCUGCACGGCCGGUGGAGGAUCCAUACACCCUCAGGCCCUAUUCACCCGAUGACCGUGGGUUGAGUCAGAGCCACGUGGCCCCAGAGAGUGGUGGCUGUGGCCCUGGCCCUGCCCCUCAUCCCGCUGGGCCCAUGGACAGUGCAGGAAUCGGUCACGGGCACAUACUGCUUACCGUAAAUUCAUGUCAGGUUGGGGACUGGGUGACAGAAGUCACUGCAUCUCAUGGGGGUCAGACUGACCCUGGGCACCCAGAGGAAUGUGUCGUCUCUGAGCUGCAGGCAUCAUCGUCUAGGAGGUGCACAGACCCUGUUCCCCGAGGGUGUCCACGCGCGACCCACGCCCAACUCCGGCAGCAGUGAUGGGCUUGGAGGCGCGCUUCAGCCAGGGCCAGCUUCAUGAUUUUCGGGGCCCAGGGCAAAAUGAAAAUGGAGGGCCCUUUGUUCCAAACUCAGGCAGAAAGCCUUCUUCCCCUCCUGUGUGUCCCUCUGCCUGCCCCGCCCUGCCCCGCCUUUGUCUUCAGGGCCAGUCCUUGGGGAGAGCACCUCAUGGGGGCAUCGGCCCUGCCAGCAACUCGGCCCAGAGGUUGCCACAGGGGCGGGGGGCCCCCCAACAUCUAAGGCUCCAAGCCCCAGCACAUCCCCCACCGCCCCAUAGCACUUCGCUUACAAAACACAAACCCAAAGGCAAAAUUCUUAAACUCCAGGUGACCUCAGGGAUGGCCCCUCUGGGUUCUGCGGGCCCUGUGCCACUGCAGAGAUCGCUGGAAGCAGGGUUGUCUGGGCCGGGCCCCACUGCAGGGCAGCCGGCGGACGGCCUGGGUGCAGGUGUAAACGUGCUCCUUCCGCAGCAGCAGUUUCCUGUUUGGAUGUGCACCCUACCCUGGACGUGACUCCAGCCUGGGGCAGCUCCCCCAGGCCCUGGGGGUCUAGUUCCGGGCUCCAUUGCAGGAGGGUGGAUGGAUUUGAUCCUUCAGCCCAGAAGCCCUCCGGCCUCUCAGGCCCUUUACUGCCCAGGGAACAAAUGGCAUUUCUCCUGCUGGUACUAAGCCAGCCUCCUUGAAUUACUACUAAGCUGGGAGGCCCCCCUGGGGUGGGGGGAGGGGAUCAGAGGUUUAAAGAAACCCAGACCCUUCAGUCUGCAGUGGAGACGCCCCAGAACCAAUGGGAAGGCUGCUGAGGGUGGGGGGUAAACCAGUGGCCCUCAGCCACUGCAGCCAUCCCGCUCCUCAGGACGGGGAAGCACAGGAUGCUGCGCCAGAGAGCUGAGGUGCACGUCAGAGGAGUGAUCUCAGUGAGCCCGGACUGGGGCGUUUUCCCAUACACAGAAAAGCGGAUGUCUGGUUUUCUUUAAUUAAGUGAUCUUUGAUGUCCCAUCUACCUGGGGUUUGUUGCAAAACCCCCUCUGUAUCCUGGCUUCUCCCUUACCUCUUCAGAGCAGUCCCUCACAGGUAUCUGAGGGGCUGCCUCCCGACUUGAAGUUCUUAGAAAGUCUGCUGAGUAAAACAUAAUUCUCAACUUUUAGGUUGUGCUUUUUUUCCCCCCCCAGUUGAUGGCCUUUAUCUGUGGGCUGUCUCCCUCCUCCCCCCCCUUUUUGGCUUGUUUAAUAACAAGCAGGUUUGUGACUCUGCCUGAAAUGCCCAGUUUCUUAGGAGGAUCUUUAACAUUUUUUGUCAGUGUUUUAUCAACAUUUUUUAUCAGUCGUAGAACUGCACAGGUCGUGCAUGAUUAAAAGUCUGGCAAAUCACCACUUUAUUUCUACAACGCCUAUACUUUUUUUUUUUUUUUUUUUGCGGUACACGGGAUCUCACUGUUGUGGCCUCUCCCGUCGCGGAGCACAGGCUCUGGACGCGCAGGCUCAGCGGCCAUGGCUCACGGGCCUAGCUGCUCCACGGCAUGUGGGAUCUUCCCGGACCGGGGCACGAACCUGUGUCCCCUGCAUCGGCAGGCGGACUCUCAACCACUGCGCCACCAGGGAAACCCCCUUGGAUUGUUUUUUCCUAAUGUGUUCUGAUUUUUUUUGUUAUUAAUUUUCCCAUUUUCAAGGUUUGUAACAUUUACAUCUUGUUCUUUAACCACAAUCCCUCAGGUUUUUUAGUCUUAAAAACUUAAUCUUAAAUUUAUAUUUAAAUGGGUUUAGAGCUCACCAGCACCAGUUUUUAACCAUUAUUUUUCCUUUUUUUAAAAAAAAUGAUUUUGACUCAUCCCUUGAUUGGCUAAAUUUCACCAUUUCUCUUUUUCCAAGAAAAGCUCAUGGAUUUCUUGAAUUAUUGCCUACAUGACAGCAUCUGCCUUGUGUCUUUUUACUUUAUGUACAACUUGGCUAAGUAGAACACUUAUGGGUGACACCUUCCCCCCUCAGAAACUUGUUAAUAUUGCUUUACUCCUGGCCGUGAAAACUGCAUGGGAGGAAUCUGAGCCAACCAGCCCUUCCCCUUGUGUGUAUGUGGACGUUCCGCCCGAUGCACCUGACUCUUCCUGUGUCCCGGGGCUCCCACCCUGGACUAAGCUGGGUGUUGAUAAUUCUACAUGGGGUUUAUAUAUUCACGGUGCAGGUUGUAUAGUCAAAUGUGCCAUCGUUUCAGGAAUAUUUAAUUCUAAAUGAAUUUAUUUUCAUCAAAGUAAUAUAUGCACAUAACCUAAGGGUCAAAUACACUCCGUCUACACUCCCCCAAACCCCAAUCCAAUUUUCUGGUGAUGACCAAAUUCACAUUUUCUCUUUCUUUUAUGUAUACUUCUAAAUAACAUGUUUGUAAUAUAACAUAACAUGUUUAUAAUGUUCUUCCUUGGUUUUUAGAUUUUAGAAAGUGUUGAAUAAGUUCCUUUGGUGAAAGUUGAGAUUUCUCCUAGGACUUUUUGCAGCCCCCUGCCUCAGCUAAUACAGUUUUGAUUGAUUAGUGCCUUAUGUUUUCAUAUUUUACAUAUAUAAGUAAUAUCUAUUGCUUAUCAGAUUUUUCCGUAACUAGCAUAGAGGUUUUCCCUGAACAUCCAAAGGCUUUCUCCACCUUCCUUACCCUGAUUUUUUUUUUCCAUAGUCUUUUCUUGUCUUUCCUCCCUUCAAGAAUACAACCCAGGGACUUAGUCUUAUCCCCAGGGCCUAGAACCGUGCCUGGCUUGAAAUCGUUACACAUUAGAUCCUUGCUAAGUGAAUAAAUCUGAGAAAAUAGAGAGCCACAAUUAUGUAUUCUUUCUUGUUCAUCCUUUGUUUUUUCCCCAAAUUAAUAAUUGCCUGGAAUUAAUCAUAGCCUCACUUUUUUACUUGCCUGUAUUUCUAUAUAAUUAUAAUUGAUCCUUUUCAAAAUUCCCAAAGGGCUUUUAACCCCUCUGCACACUCUCCAUGUUGCAGUGAUACAUCACGUGGGCCCUCCUCCAGCCCCCAGCCUCCCUGGUGUCCAGCAUUGUGAGCAGCUGUGUGCAGACGCCCUCCCCACGCAGGGGUCUCUGUGCCCCUCCCUCUCCCCAGGGUCCUGCUUCCUGGUUCCCAUCUUCCUCUUCCUUGUUUAUUCCCUCAUUUCAGUGGAGCACGUCUUCCAGGAAUUUCCCAGAAAAUGGGGCCAGAGGGACUGUUUUGAGCUGUUGGCUGUCUGCACUGUGUCACCGUAAUGUUUGUGCCUUGGCUGGAAAUCCUCUUCCCUCAGGGAUUCGAAAGCACUGCUCCAUUACCUUCUAGCUCCAUGUCCAAGUCCAUUGCCCGUUUGAUAGUUCUCCUCUGUCUGAAAUUACCUCGGAUGUGCUCUGAAAUUUCACCAGAUGUGCCCUGGAGUGAUUCUUUGCAUUGAUUAUGCUGGGAAAAUCUCUUCAUUUCUUUAUUUUUAAAAGUAAUUUCCACUCUUCAGUUUUCUCUUCUUAAAUUUCCUAUUAGUGGUGUGUUGCACUGCCCGAUUCAAUCCUCUAAUUUUAUUACCUCUUCUCUCCUAUUUUUCAUCUUUUACACAUUUUCUCAAUUUUAUCUUUCAAACCUUCCAUUCAUUUCCACUUAAGGUCUCAGAUUUUUAAUUUGCACUGAGCUCUUCCUUCUUACCUCAUUUUCUAAUUGUUCCUUUUUCCACUCCUAACAUAAACUAUUCUUAUUUCCUGAACCCAAUAUCAUGUAUUAUCUUUUGGAAAAUGCCGAUUAUCCUGCUUUUCAAAUUCUGCCCCUGAGAUGCAUUUUGGCCUCUGUCUUUGUGUUGAAGGCACUCCCAAGUGUCUGGUGAUUCUCUGUGACUCUUUACCUUUGAGAGGGAGGCACUAAAAGCUACCCGGGGUUGCCGGGAGGCUGUUUGUGGGCGGGGUUAUGGGUGAAGGGCUGUGAUGCAGGGUGAUUUGUACACGUGUUUGGAAGUUUCUUUUGGGGAUCCCAGGAUGCUGAGGAGCUGAAGGUCUUUUCCCUGGUCCGUUGGUCCUUCCAGAGAAGACAACUCAUGUUCUGUGAGCAGGUGGAAGAGGGGCCAGGGUCUCCCAGCAGCUCCUGAACUUGCACUUGUAAUUCUGUUAACAUGAUGAAUUACAAUGACAUGUUUUCUGAUGUUAAACCCACUUGAUCAUGAUGAAUUUUUUUUAGUGUACUGCUGAAAUGGAUUUGCUGAUGCUUUGUUAAGGAUUUCUGUGUCUGUGCUCAUGGGGGCUAUCUUUCUUUAAGUUCCUUAUCUUGAAACGUCUUUGAUGAUUUUGGCACCAGGGUAACCGUGGCCUUAGCAAAUGAGCUGAGAAGCAUUCCUUUCUCCUGUGCUUUCUAAGAGAGUUCAUGGAAGGAUUGGUAUUUCUCUUUACAUUUUUGCCAGAAUUCAAAAAUGAAUUCAUCUUGCCUGGAGUUUUUUUUUCUGGGAAAGUUUUCAAUUAUGAAUUCAGUUUCCUUAAUUGGCAUAGGACUAUUCUGUUUCUUUGAAAAUUUUCUUUUGAGUCAGUUUUUGCAAUACAUGCCUUUCAUGGAAUUUUUCCAUUUUGUUUAAGUUGUAAAAUUUAUUGACCUACACUUGUUCAUAAUAUAUAACCUCAUCAUCCUUUUAAUGUCUGGAAAAUCUGGAGUGAUGUCCCUCAGCUUCUGGCUCUCAAAUCAGUAUUUAUUGCUUUAUUCCAUUUGUAUUUUUCUAUUUCUUCUUGAGUUGAAUUUUAUCAUUUACAUAUACAUUUUAAGAAAAUUUUCUAUUUGAUCUAAGUUUUCAAGUAUAUUAGUACAUAAUUGUUUAUAAUAUUUCCUUAUGGUUGUUUUUAAAUUUAUGCUUUGUCUUUCUCUUUUUCUUUUCCCUUUUUUUCUUUUGUCAGCCUUGGUAGAGCUUUGUUUGAGUUUAUUUUCUUCAGAAACAACUUGAUUUUAGUGUUACUCUCUUGCAUUUUUUCUUGUAUUUUCUCUCUUACAAAUAUUCUUACCUUUGACUUCCUUUAUCUAUUAUUUAUGUUUAUUAUUAUCUGUUUCAUUCUAUCUAUUCUCUCUUCCAUCUUGAAUUAAAAGCUUAAUUCAUCUAUUUUCAGUCUCAUUGAUUAGUGCACCUUACUUACAUUUUACAAAUUUUGAAAUGUAGUCAUUUUCUUUUGAUGAAUUAAACAAUUUUGCAUUCCAUUUUUUUAAACUCAUGAACUAUUUAGGAAUUUACAUUUUCCUACCAUGAUUUUAAAAUUAUUUUUGCUUAGUCAUUAGUAAUUUUUCAAUCUUGGUUUAAGAACAUGUGAGUCAAGACAGGCUAGAUCAUGCUGCCAGAAUGAAUAACCCCUGAAUCCCUGUGGCUUAAAACAGCACAAUUUUAAUCUCACCUACACUGUGGGACCAUCAAAGUUUGGUAGUUACCUGGGCACCCUGUUACCAGUUGCUGUGUGAGCGGUUCCAGGAGAGAGGAGGAAAGAAUGUCUGAAAGCUCCAGGCCACUAGGGACAGAACUCAUCACAAAGCCCUACCCGAUCACAAGGGGCAGAGGUGGGAAAUGCAGUCCUGCUACGUGCCUGGAAGAGGGGAGAGCUGUGUGGGGUAAACAGCGCAGUAUGAGGACUUUUGGUUGCAAUUUGUUGAUACUUUUUAAAUUUAACCUGGUCAAGUUUCGUAAAUGUUCCGUGUACCCUAGAGUUUAUGUAUUCUCUAUUUGUAGAGGGUUGGGCUCUGUAAAAAGUGGACAUAUCAGACUUCUGAGCUGAGUUGUUCGAAUAAUUAUUCACCUUGAUCUGUGAGAUUCUGCAAGAAGACUCUUCUAAUCUCUCACCAUGGCCAUGACUUUGAUUCCAUCAGUUUCUCCUUGCACUUAUGUCCAUGUAUUUCGAAGGUGACAUGGUUAGGUUUGAUUACUGUAUGCUUUUGAUCUGCACCCCUAAUUUUUACCAAAAAUGAUAAAAAUACUGAUCAAGAGGGCUCAUAUACUGGCCAUCUUCUCUAAUUCACUACUAACUGGUGCUAGUUGUCACUACAGCAUAUGGCCAGGAUUUCAUUUUAUCCUCCCAGCCCGGCUGUAAGGCCAUUGCAAUAUUAUUGAUUUAUUCCUGAACACAGAUCCCAGACCAGAUCCUCAAAGGCCCAGUUCCUUCCUCCACCCAUGCUGCUCUCAGAAAAGACAAACUGCUGUUUGAGGCCAAAACAACCAUGAAAGACCCAUUUUCCCCAGCAGCUGUUUUGGUGGUUCUGUGUGUGCAAAUACUCGUACUAUGGAAACAAGCUGUUCAAACUGUGUCUUGCCACUCUGCCAAGUUGCAGGGCAGUUACCUGAGGGCAGGUGAUGUGUCCGUCGUUCAUCGGUACAUCGUCAGCGCCUAGCGCAGAGUGGGGCUUAGCAACACCAGGACCAAGAGGGACAAAGGGAUACAAGCUGUGUGGGGUGGGGUGUGGGUGGGGUGGGGUGGCGUGUGUGUGGGGGUCCCUGGUCUGUAACCUUCUUCCUUCUGAUUCCUUCCCUGAAUGUAUUCCCUUUUCUGUAGUUCAUUUCCUGGGUCAUUCUCAUCAGGGGUCCCACAAAGCAGUGCUGAGCCCAAACACCUUCCUCGUGACCUCGUGACCCCCCCCAUCCCCCUUGGUGUCUCCAUGGAGCCUGCCUGAGCCUGGCGCUCUCUCUGGCCAGACCCCAGCAUGGGAGGCGGCCCGGCCAGGCUCCCACGAUGACUGAGGUCUGCAAGGGCCCCCCUCGGCCCUUCUGCAAGAAGACUUUGUUUUUAGUACAAAUGUACAUUCAGUACAUUUUCAGUACUGACACCACAGGGUCUCUCCUCUGUUUUCUGGUUAUUUUAUAUUUUCUGAUUUUUUUGGUUUUGGGGGGUUUUUUUGUUAUGCUUUCUGGGUUUCAUGCCCCAAGGGCCGUGCAGGGCAGAGGUGCUUGUCAUCAGCCUCUGGGGCUCCGGGCAGCGCUGAACAAUGAACCAUCUGCAAGGCUCAUUAAUAUUUCACACCUUGCAUCAGCCAGAUGCCCCGGAGCAACAUCGCUCAUGAUUUCGUAGAGCUGUGUGGUUCUUUAAUGUGUGGUUAGCGUUUUAGGAAGGCCCAGCCCUGGAGCGCUCAGCGUUUGUGCUGGCAGCCUCCCGGUCAGGCUCUGGGCAGCCCCUCGGGGCCGAGCCACCAGCCAGCCAACGGCACCGGGAAUCCAGAGAGGUUACCCCAGAACUUUCCACGGCUCAGCUGGCCUCUGUUUUCAUAAAGUCUUCCUACGUGGAGAUGGAACAACAUUUGCGUAUGUGAAGUUUUCCCUGGAAGAAACUUGCUGUGAUGGAGGUGGUACCAAAAAUCUAAACAGAUGAACGCAUCAGGGAAAACAGAAGAUGGAAACCGGUUUUAUUUAGUAGGAUUUUAAGUGCCUACACUGGCACACUUGGAGGUCUGCGUCCUGGGAAGUGAGUGAGGGCCUGGGUCCUGCGGCUGCAUCGGGGCAGGCCCAGCAGUGCAGGCAUCGGGUCGGUUGGUCCAGGUGUUCUGGGCUCUAUCCCAGGCGGUGUCCUUCUCCGGUGACUCCUGUCUCCUCCAGGCCCUCCCUUUCCUAUUUCCCACUGUCCUCUGGACACCAUCCACCCUUCGUGUAAGUUCAAGGCAACAUGCCCCCUGCCCUGGGGCUGCUCCAUUUGGGACUUCUCUCUAGCGCAGAACAGCAAAUGUAGUUUGUCUUUGCAAAAUAAUCUAAUCCAGUGGGUGGGGAGUGAUUUCAUGGGAGGUCUGAGAGGCUCCUUAGUGAUACUGAACCCAGACCAAGUGGGUGACUGACUCACUGCCCCCUCUAGGGUUGAGCCCAGGCUUGGAGCCACCGACUAAGCCUCACUUAUUAUCAUUUAUUAAUGAGGCAGACCAGACAUUUCCAGUGAUUGGCUACUUAGUUCCAAGCCUAGAGACGUCCCUUGUCAGCCAUCAUUUUUAUAAGGCUGCAAAAAUUCUUCACUUUUCUCCAUAAGCUUGACCUAGUUUUCUCAUCAGGCCUUUGACCAGCAGCCGAGAAAGUGUUAAGUGAUCAGGAGGGGAAUGUGAGGGACGUGGAUACAGACCUUCCUUCUCUGAGCUUUAGUUUCUCAAUUGCUUUAGACGCCCCUUUCGUGGGGGUGGGGGAAUGAAAUUUUGGAUCCAGGCAGGGUAGACGACAGCUUGGCUAGAAGGCAAGGGUCAACAUUUCCCAAGCGUCUUCGCCUGGAAUCACGACUCCAGCUCUGUGUGCGUCUCCAGAGCAUCCCUCGGAAGCAGGACGGGAAGGGAGCGUCCUCCAACCUGGCUGAUGUCAGAAUCACCUGGAUGGUUGAAAUGUGGUAGAUGCUUGGACCCCGGACCCCAGGUCAGAGUUGUGGGAUCAUGUGAAGUCUAGAAGUCUGUAUUUUCUAACAAGAACUGGGGGUGAUUCUGAUGAUUAGUCUGUGUUAGGAGCGCAUGGAUUAGACAUCCUGUCCCCAAACACAGAUCCAUGACAAGAGCUGGGACGCUGAUGAAACGAGGUAUUUCUGGGCCCUAGAUCCGUAUGAUCUGAUCGGUGAGUCUUGUAGGGUUCUGGAACCUAUGGUUUUUCAAAGCUCUUCUGUUGGUUCUGAUGAAAUUCCAGGACCACGGGAUGGAGACCAGGGCUGCAAGCCCACUGCUGUAAUGAGCAGUAAGAAUGGCUUGCACAGGGCAGGAGCGGGGCUCCGGACUGGAGGGGCAGGGGUUUAGGGGAGUCGACCAAACAGGUAUCUGUUGACUUCAUGGCCUGAGCGAGUCCCAGACCCUCUGAGCCCCUCUGCCCCAGUGAAUGAGUAUUAACAAGUAGCAGGCAGGAAAGAGAGAGAGCGUUGGGGUGAAAAUCAUGAUUUUGGUUUUGGUCCUGAAUGUGAAUGUGAGGUGCCUGUGGGUUCUUCAUCUAGGAUCCAUCUGAGCAGUGGGUAAAAGGCAAGACAGACGCCGAGGAAGGAAAUCAGUGUAGAGCGCCUGCCUGGACGGGCAUUCAGUCCGGAUGACAUCCCUCAUUGAUGGUGACGUUUGUCACCCAGAAGCGAGCUUGGUGAGAGAGACAGAACCACCAGGAGGAAGAGGGCUCCUAGGAAAGCUUUCGGAGCUGAUUUUAGGCACUUUUGAAAGGAAGACUCUGUUCCCCCUUGGAUGACGUCUUGCCUGCAGGGCAGGGGUUACGAUGAGGACCCUCCGCUGAGAGCCGGGCCGCCUAUUCCUUCCAGGGCCCCGAAGCUCUUCCGGGCUGUUCCGAGCGUCUGAACCCCUCCCUCGGGUUGGGAGACUGGCUGGUAUCCCCCUGACACCCAAGGUGACACCAACCAGCCUAGAGGCACUUCCUCCUGGCAUUGGACGACGUUCACUGGGAAGGAGACGUACACGUUUGUGUGAGAGACGUAGGGGCUGUGCCUGUGAGACGUGGGGCCUCCUGGGGGACAGUCCCGCCACCCUUUAGGGUUUCUGCCUGGAGGUCAGAUCACACCAACCUUAAUCCCUCCCUCUCUAUCCUGAAAACCCCGCUUCCUUGGCCUUUUCCCAGCCCUUGGCCUUUUCCCAGCCCUUCCCCCUCUCUCCCUCCGGAAUAGCAACUGGCCCUGAACCUGAACCUGGAGAAGGAGGAUGGCCGCACCCACCAGGGGCCGGGAGGACGAUGGGCGGGACCUGGCGGAGACUCUGGGAGGACAGGGCGGGGAUGCGGGGCGUGUGAGGGGCAUCCUGGGUGCUAACCAAGAAUGGGCCAGGCUCUGCGGCUGUGGCCACAUGUUCAGCCCUGGAUGCGAAUGGCUCCAGUCCCUGUGCGCUCUGCUCACCCGGCCUGGGCCUCCAGCCUGGUCCCCAGCCCCUUCCUCCACCACCACCCCCACACACACACCCCCGCUCUCCUGGACGCUUGGGUAUCUCACAGUCUCCUGGGUGUCUGUGGCCUUUCAGAAGUCCUUUCCCAGACUGCGGUGGAUGCAGAGGUAGGGAGAUGGGGGCCCAGAGCUGCUUGAGUGCCGCCUGCCGUUUCCAUCCUCCCGCUGUCGCUCUCCAGGACGUUUCCUUUCUGUCCUUCCUCCGGCCAAGGGUCGGGUGGGCGCCUCAAUCACGCCUGGCAGCUCCCCAUUUCCUCGGCCACCUGGCUGGCGCUCCUCACCUGCUUCGCCUGAAAGAACAAAUGCGGGCACGUGCACAUAAACGUUGGGGAAAAGCGGCUUUGGGGAAAGUCUCCCUGCAACCUAUUAAAUCUCCCCUAAAUCUAACCCUAAAGACCGUUGCUUUGGACCUGCAGGGCAGCUGCGUCCCGCAGGCAGCCCCGGCUCCUCCAGCUGUGCCUCUGCGAGAGGGGGUGGGGUGCAAUGGGGGUAUCUCUCCCAAAGACAGACGCAGCAGCCAGAGGUCACCACGCACCAGGAUGCAGCCCUGCACUGGGUGAAGGUCACGGUCAGGGUUUUGGAUUCUGCUUACCUGACUCGACAGACAGGCUUCCCAGCCAGUCUCGGACCCACGUGACUCCACCAGGCUUCCGUUGAGCUUCUGCUCUGGGUUUUGGCAAAUACCCUUUAUGCUUCUGAGACACGCAUUGGCCUUGGACAGCUGGGCAGGCAGGGACUUGUCUCAAAUGCUUAUGAAAUUGGUCAUUAUGAGCAAGUUCUAUGGGUCUUACUGAUUUUGGGACUCUUUUAAAAAUGAGGCACAAUCAGAAACUUGGUGUUGAGUGGAAUGAACAUCUGAAGUACCAAAAGGCCCUGUGAAGAUGCCACGAGCUUCUUCCCUGAAGUGGCCUCCCAAGAAUGGGGACACGGCUCUACUGUCUUUGACUGUUAACUCAUGAAGGUAAGAGAAUUUAAUCCAUCUUCUUUAAUCCUUGGACAUUAACUUGAUUUACUGUUUUAACUUUCGUUUCUCCCUGAAAAAUUGUGAAAGGAGGCUUGCAUUUAAGGUUGAAGUAUUUCCAUGUUAGCAUUUUAUUUUGACGUAUCUUAGGGAUGUCAUUUUAUUUCUCUGCACAUCCUCACAGAGGUGACAUUGGACCAAGUGCCUGGACCAUAGUUUGUGAUGGGAAAUUGAAUAAGGACUAAAAGUUUGGUCUUAGGUGUGGAGUGGUAUAGAAAUCACUUAAUUGAUGGAGUUUCUGAGCCAUUUCAGAGCCUUCUGGGGACAAAAUCUAAACCGACCACUGGAGGUCCCAUGAUGUUGGUGAUGGAGGAUGGACUUGAUGUGGGCUCAGGGGAGUUAGAGGGUCCCCAGGCUGGCUUCCUUCCUCCAGGGAGGAUGGCCACAUACUUGGCUAAUCAGGGGCUAAUGAUUAAGGGGUUUAAAGAAGAAGAUCUGGGAGAAGAUCUGGGAGGACUUUUUCUCCCCUAUUCUGCGUGGGUUUUUCCAUGGGGAAGAAUAGCAUCACUGUAAUAUUCCUGGUCUCUCCCCACUUUCAUAUUCAUUCCCCCCGCUGAGUUUUAUCAAUAUUUAUCAACAUUACAGGUGGCUUUUUUUUUAUUGAAACAAUUUUUUUAGAGCAGUUUUGGGUUCACAGCAAAAUUGAGAGGAAGGUACACAGAUUUCCCAUAGACUUCCGGACCCACACAUGCACAGUCUCCCCCAUUAUCAGCAUCCCCCGCCAGAUGGGCCGUUUGUUACAAAUGAGGACCUGACAUUGACACAUCAUUGUCACCCAAAGGCCAUAGUUUACAUUACAGUUCACUCUUGGUGGUGUACAGUCUAUGGGUCUGGACAAAUGUAUUUUAUGACAUGUAUCCAUCAUUACAGUUUCAUACAGAGUAUUUUCACUGCCCUACAAUCCUCUGAGCUCUGCCUCUUCCCUUCCUUCCGCCUUAACCCCUGACAACCACUGAUCUCUUACUGUCUGGAUAGUUUUGCCUUUUCCAGAACGUAAUAUAUUUGGAAUCAUCCAGCAUGUAGCCUUUUCAGAUUGGCUUCUUUCACUGAGUAAAAUGCAUUUAUGUUUCCCCCAUGUCUUUUCAUGUCUUGAGAGCUCAUUUCUUUUUACUGCAGAAUACUAUUCCAUUGUCUGGAUUCUAACACAGUUUUAUUUAUUUAUCCAUUCACCUACCGAAGGACAUCUUUGUUGCUUCCAAGAUUUUGGCAAUUAUGCAUAAAGCACCCAGAUGCUGGGCCUUUGCUCAGGACCUGGAAGGGCGGCCCCAGCUCACCAGCACCCCCAGGGCUGGGUGAAGCCCCACGUCCCUCUGCCUGGUCCUCCCUCCUCGCUGGCCAGACCCCCCCCCCCAGGUCCUUGGGGACGGGGCCCCUCUCAGAGCUGUCUCCAGAGAACAUAUUCUAAGGGGACAUGUGUCCCUCAUCUCUGGGCCUGGUCCGACACUCAUUUGAGGCUGAGGAUUAAGCCGGUUUACAGCUUGCUGAUCCCUUCACGUUGUCAGAUAAUUGGGCUGAACAGGGUCGUGACGGGCUGGCCGGGGGUCCCAGCAGAGGCACCUCCUUCUCUGGGGAGUCCCACUCCAACACAGGCCUCGGCAGGGCUGGUCCUUCUACAUCUCUCUGUGUCGUUCUGUGUCCUCCCUCCUCCACACCUGAGGCUUUUUCUUGAACCAUGGGACUUGUUUACCAUCCUGGCAUCCUUUACCUCUACGCCUGUUAGAAGGAUUCCUAUUCCUUCUCUUCCUAAAUAAUGCUGUAAUGUGCUCUCUCGAGGUCCCUUGCUGACAUUUUUAAAAGAAAGAAUUCACAACCAGGAACGUGCAGGAAGACGCUUCCUGCUGUUGGGAAAUCAUGUGUGGGCUGAAGAGCUCCCUGAGUGCUCUGAGGUUAUUGCUAAGAUGACAAGCAUUUCUCUAAGCAGGGGGUAGGCACGCGGCUUUCACAGCUGAAGCACAGGUUCGCACUGAUUCCCUAGAAGACACGGGGCAUCAGUUGAACUCUGAUAUGUUUUAAAAGAUCCAUAUUCACUGUAAUGGUUUCCUUCUGGGAAGUUAAUUUCUCACCAGUUGUUUCCUGCUUUUAUUAUUCCCAUAGAGCACCCACAUGAGAAAACCCACAAUGCAACCAACAAGAAGUGGAUUCUUAGCUGAUUUUUCUAGCUCCCGGUACACAGGACAGAGAAGUCGCCUUUCCCAGUUCACGCAGUAGGGCAGAAUGAAGAGGAUUCUUGAGGUGACUUUGCAGGAUGUGCUUUAUUUUGUCAGUCCUGAACCCAAACUACAGAGGAUCAUUUUUGGGGGGGGGACAUAGUCUAGUCCAUUCGAUGAUUCUUCUCAGAAACUGUCUUUUAAUAUGGAAUGAAAACUACAUUUCAAUCAUCAGUUUUUCAUGCUACAUUGUUAUUUCAUGAAGAGGUUGUAUGACCCAUAAUAAUAAUUUAAGAAAAGGCCAUUUGUUUAUUUCCCCAAGCUCAAUAUACAUAUUUCUUCCAUAAUUUUGAACUUAAAAAAACCCGUCUCAGAUGUAAAAAUGUGAAUUGGAAUAUGUAAACUCGUUGAUAGACCUGAAAAACAGGGGAAAAAAAUGUCACAUACUGGAAAAACCACUGCCGUGAAUCAUGGAAAUGGGAGGAAGCGUGGGGGUGGGGCAGAGGAGAGCUCAGACCUCAGUCAGUAAAGGUGACAACGUCCAAGGACCCCGCCUCCAGCUGGGCGUCGGUGUUUCACGGAGAGCAGUAACUCUCUGAACCAGAAAACCACCAGGUCAGAGUGAGUCACCCACCACCUGGGCCUCAGCAACACCAUGUCCACGUAUUUGUUUUGCUGCUGUUUUUUCCUGAGAGGUCACUGGUGUUUAAUGGAAAGACGUCUCAUUAGUCUUCAGUUAAGGUAAGGCAGUAAGUGUCACUAAUGUUAUGUUUUUGCUUAGGAUGAGGCUUGUCCUUCCACUGGCAUCGCCAUGGGUCACUGGCCCCCUCCCUGUUUCCCCUCUAGACAUAUGGGUAGGAGUUUUCAGUCCCCGUUCUGUUGCGUAUUCGGGGUGCAGGGCCCCCGUCCUCCUCACGGCAGUGUCCCCUUGGCCGCAGAGCCCCGUGCAUUGCGUUGCAUUGUAGCGUCUCUUCGGAGGGCGCCGCCCCUCACAGGAGAAGGCCUCUCCUUCCUUCUCCUCCUCCUGUUCUGUUCCUCUGAGGGACGAGACCCAUCAGUGACUCCAACACGUAGUCCAUCAGAUUGCAAGACACCGGCACUAAAACAUAAAGCGAGUAGCCCUGAUUUCAGAGGAAUGGAAUUACAAAGGACUUUUCGAGAGUACCUCUGCUCGUAGCUCUGAGGGCAAAAGGAAGCCCAGUCCUUCUGCAGCAGUCAGAAGAGAGACCGUUUCCACCGAAUUAGAAAUGCUUAGCUCUUAGGAGAGUAUUGUGCUUUUCUUUUUUUCUUUGGAAAAUUCCAAUGUGAACUUGGCUUGUGGUCUGUGGCCUGGGGCGUCAGUUUGUUUUCUCCCUGGUCCAUUUGAUCAUGGUUUCUGGCGAACGGUACAGGAAUAUUAAUUUGGCAUAGAGGUCCUCCUCCAGUUCCAGCUCCCCGGUCUCUCGAACUAAAAAAAUAUCUGUGCAUAACUUCAAAAUCCGAUCCACAUUCGGAAGCUCUUCAAACAUGAUGGAGUGAGAAAUCCCGCUGAAGAAUUCACGGACAAACUUCCCAAUCACCAGGACCACUGAAGCGUAGAGGCCCAUGAUACUGAAAAAAAAAAAUGAGGUAGAAAUGUAUCUGGCCGUUACAUAUGGUUAAGAGAACAUGCCUAAAAGAAAAAAAAAUUGAACAUUUUCCCUCAAAUGCCAUAAAAGACGUGAUAGACUUACCAAGGCUUAAGUUGUUUCCCCUUGCUGAAAACAUUGACCUUUCUGCUGAUUAAAGGGUAAUGCAUGCUUUUUUUUUAAAAAAAUUACACAUUACAGAACUGUGGGACUUGAAAGAUGAAAGUCCUUUGAAAUCUUACAUUCUGGAAACAACCAAUGUUAAUAGUUUCGUGUAUGAACUUCUGGUGGUUUUACUGCGUAUAUUAUAUGCAUAAGCUACGUAACAUAUCUGGUAGAUAGAGGGGUGGGAUGGGGGGUGGGAGGGAGACGCAAGAGGGAGGAGAUAUGGGGAUAUAUGUAUAUGUAUAGCUGAUUCACUUUGUUAUAAGGCAGAAACUAACAUACCAUUAUAAAGCAAUUAUAAUCCAAUAAAGAUGUUAAAAAUAUA